This is a messenger RNA of Cydia fagiglandana, 3237 nucleotides long. It is a transcript of the gene su(f), whose product is annotated as protein suppressor of forked. The transcript is spliced from 19 exons. Gene Ontology annotation, biological process: mRNA 3'-end processing. Gene Ontology annotation, molecular function: mRNA binding; protein binding. The record is from RefSeq and is a predicted model, not a curated record. Gene Ontology annotation, cellular component: nucleus. NCBI's taxonomy places the organism in Eukaryota, Metazoa, Arthropoda, Insecta, Lepidoptera, Tortricidae. The coding region runs from base 157 to 2358 and encodes 733 amino acids.
GGCGGUGCUCGGACGUUGGCGUUGUGCGUGCCGAUUAUUUUAUUGUAGCAAUUAUUAGUGAUAAAAGACGCUCAGAAAUGCAAUAAACUAGUUUGCAGUUUCACUUCGGAGAUAGUUUAUUAUUUCAAUUGCUAGAACUAUAAUUUUAACUUCAAAAUGGCUAACCCAGCCACUGCUCCAGUGGUAGAAGAGAACCCAGAAAUUGAUUGGGGUAACGAGCGAUUACAACGAGCGCAGCGGGCCGUGGAAGCAAACAUAUACGAUGUGGAUUCGUGGUCACUGUUGAUACGGGAGGCCCAAACGCGGCCUAUCAAUGAAGUGCGGUCGGUGUAUGAGAAGCUGAUCACAGCGUUCCCGACGACGGGACGGUAUUGGAAGAUCUAUAUUGAACAGGAGAUGAAGGCGCGAAACUUUGAGAAAGUGGAAAAGCUAUUCCAACGGUGUCUGAUGAAGAUUCUAAACAUCGAGCUAUGGCGGCUGUACCUCAACUACGUCAAGGAAACGAAGUGCAUGUUGCCGACUUACAAAGAGAAAAUGGCUCAAGCGUACGACUUCGCCCUGGACAAGAUUGGACUAGACAUCCACGCGUAUCCCAUCUGGAACGAUUACGUCACGUUUCUCAAAAGUGUGGAGGCUGUCGGAUCGUAUGCUGAGAACCAGAAGAUAUCUGCUGUCAGAAAGGUGUAUCAGAGAGCUGUUAUCACCCCCAUAAUCGGUAUAGAAACAUUGUGGAAGGACUACAUUGCGUUCGAACAAAGCAUCAACACUAUUAUUGCCGAAAGAAUGGCAAUGGAGCGUUCCCGUGAGUACAUGAACGCGCGUCGCGUCGCCAAAGAAUUGGAGACAGUCACCCGCGGCCUCAACAGAAACAUGCCGGCCACGCCACCUACCGUCGAUCGAGAGGAAAUGAAACAGGUGGAACUGUGGAAGAAAUACAUAACCUGGGAGCGUUCCAACCCGCUCCGUUCAGAAGACACAGCGUUGGUCGCUCGCCGAGUCAUGUUCGCUAUAGAACAGUGCCUCCUGUGCUUGGCACACCAUCCCGAUGUUUGGCACCAGGCGGCCCAGUUUCUGGACCAUUCGGCCAAGUUACUCACCGAGAAAGGGGACUCAAACGCAGCGCGCCUGUUUUCCGACGAAGCGGCAGCGGUAUACGAGCGCGCCACCAGCGGCCCUUUAAAGAGGUCCACUCUGCUGCACUUUGCCCACGCCGACUAUGAGGAGAGCCGGCUACAUUACAAUAAGGUGCAUCAAGUAUACACCCGCUACUUGGACAUGGAAGACAUCGAUCCAACAUUGGCCUACGUACAGUACAUGAAAUUCGCGAGGCGCGCUGAAGGCAUCAAGUCAGCUAGAACUGUGUUUAAACGCGCCAGAGAGGAUCCUAGAUCAGCCUACCACGUAUUCGUAGCGGCAGCCCUUAUGGAGUACUACUGCUCUAAAGACAAGAACAUCGCCUUCAGAAUCUUCGAGCUGGGUUUGAAGAAGUUCUCACACAUACCGGAGUAUGUGCUGUGCUAUAUCGACUACUUAUCUCAUCUUAAUGAGGAUAACAACACCCGCGUACUGUUCGAGCGAGUGCUGUCCUCUGGCAGUUUGAAGCCCGAGAGCUCUGUGGAUAUCUGGAACAGGUUUCUGGAGUUCGAGUCCAACAUCGGUGAUCUGGUGUCCAUCGUGAAGGUGGAGAAGCGGCGGCAGGCUGUGCUCGAAAAGAUCAAAGAGUUCGAAGGCAAGGAGACGGCACAACUGGUAGACAGAUACAAGUUCUUGGACUUGUACCCUUGCAGCAUCGCGGAACUCAAGUCCAUUGGAUACACCGAGGUGGCAUCAAUGUCGAACAAGUCUUGGGCCCUCGGCGGACCCUUAGCCGGGAUAUCGCCUGAACUGGCAGCUGUUAUACUUGGACAGAAAGAUAACGACCCGAACAAGGACAUCGCUCGUCCGGACACCAACCAGAUGAUCCCCUACAAGCCGAAGGCCAACCCUCUGCCCGGAGAACACCCUAUUUCUGGUGGAACCUUCCCGCUGCCACCCGCUGCAGCUCACCUCUGCACCCUCAUGCCGCCGCCAACCUCCUUCAGAGGCCCGUUCGUAGCCGUCGACAGGCUCAUGCAGCUGUUCAACAGGAUAUCAUUGCCUGACAAACCGCCGGCGCCGACUCAAGAGAAUGGCUGCGACACCAAACUGUUCGAUCUGGCGCGCUCCGUGCAUUGGAUUGUGGACGACGAGGGGAUCACGACUGUCGCCAAUAAGUCUCGCAGAAGAAAGGCCGGUGAAGACUCGGAUGAUGAUGAUUUGAGCGUCGCGCCUCCCGUCAACGACAUCUACCGCGCCAGGCAGCAGAAACGAGUCAAAUAGACUCACUGACUACACCUAUAGUUCGUUUUUUAGGGUUCCGUACCCAAAGGGUCAAACGGGACCCUAUUACUAAGACUUCGCUGUCCGUCCGUCCGUCCGUCCGUCUGUCACCAGGCUGUAUCUCACGAACCGUGAUAGCUAGACAGUUGAAAUUUUCACAGAUGAUGUAUUUCUGUUGCCGCUAUAACAACAAAUACUAAAAAAAGAAUAAAAUAAAGAUUUAAGUGGGGCUCCCAUACAACAAACGUGAUUUUUGACCAAAGUUAAGCAACGUCGGGAGUGGUCAGUACUUGGAUGGGUGACCGUUUUCUUUUCUUGCUUUUUUUGGUUUCUUUUUGCAUUAUGGUACGGAACCCUUCGUGCGCGAGUCCGACUCGCACUUGCCCGGUUUUUAGCGUAAGAAAGAAGGUAAACCAUCUUGACGUGUCUUUUUACUAAUGGUCGGACAGAUAGACAGACGCACGAGUGAUCCUAUAAGGGUUCCGUUUUUUCCCUUUGAGGUACGGAACCCUAAAAAUCAUCUCAGAGAAUUCAUAGUAUACUCGUAUAGUCUACAACUCUACAGUGUAAAGCAAAAAUGUAUUCGGGGGCUGCUAUGACGGACAUAAGAUUAAGAUCAAAAUGUGAAAUAUAUUCUCACUGCCUGGUAAUGGACUAACUAAAGAUUUUUCUGACAUAAAAUGUGACGUUGUCUAUGAAAAGGGACCUUAUUUUCGAAAGUGACAUUAACGAUGCUCCGAUAUAAAUACUAUGCCGCGCGACGCUAUGUGACGUAAGUGUCAUCGACAAUAAGGUCCCUUUUCAUAGUUAAUGCCCCAAAUAGUCUCGAUAUGAAACACCUACAUGGUAGUGUCAUGACAGACAUUUUAUCAAUUCAUG